AUGGCGUUAAUUAAAAAUAAAGAAGAAAAAGGCUUGCCUGCGCCCAGGCACAUGCACAAAUGUGGAGGGGAAGGCGUGGAGGCCUUGCCGCAUGGAAUAUUUUCUAGGGAAGUGAAAAGCCUGAUCGCUCGGGUGCUUCGAAACGAGCCACUGCGGGAGGAGGAGAUAAAGCGCCUGCUCAAGAUAGGGGUUAUUUGGCCUGUGCUCAAGCCGUAUCUUCUGCUGAACAUAGAGAAGUAUAAUGCGCUGAAUCUUCUUGAUGUUUUAUGCGAGAGGCAGAACGGCUGA
This is a messenger RNA of Nematocida major, 288 nucleotides long. RefSeq lists its product as uncharacterized. Bases 1 to 288 code for a protein of 95 amino acids. Lineage: Eukaryota; Fungi; Microsporidia. The transcript has a single exon. The record is from RefSeq and is a predicted model, not a curated record.